Molecule: messenger RNA, 1116 nt
Organism: Aspergillus oryzae RIB40
Lineage: Eukaryota; Fungi; Ascomycota; Eurotiomycetes; Eurotiales; Aspergillaceae
Product: putative integral membrane protein
Exons: 5
Coding region: 1-1116 (371 amino acids)
Source: RefSeq, a predicted model, not a curated record
AUGUCGGUGGCAGUCGUCACGGUGAUUCUACGAUGUUAUGUGCGUGGAUGGUUAGUGAAGGCAUUUGGUUGGGAUGACGGAGCAAUGGUGGUUGCAUUGUUAUUCUACGUGAUGUUUUCCGCCUGCAUGAUCGGAGGCAGUGUAUGGGGUACUGGACGAAGAUACAAAGAUUUAACGGCGGUGCAACGCGUGACGGCCAUGAGGUACUGGUGGCUAUGUGAAAUCGCCUACUGUUUCGCCUCCGUCGGCGGCAAAAUCUCCAUCUGUAUCUUCCUGAUGCGCAUCACCGUCAAACGAGAACAUAUCUGGUCGCUCUAUAUCGUCAUGAUCCUGACGGUCAUCGCCGGUCUCGUCUUCAUGUUCCUCAUGCUGCUGCAGUGUAAACCGCUGGAGUAUUUCUGGACCAAGGUCGCUUUCGAUCCGAAUAUUCACGGCCAGUGUCUCGACAUGACGAUCAUUAUCGCCAUGACGUAUGUGUAUAGUGCGUUCGCGGUGAUAUGCGAUUUCACCGUGGCGAUUUUGCCGAUCUUCUUGGUUAGGAAGUUGCAUAUGAAGAAGCAGACGAAGAUUGCUGUGGUCGGGAUUUUGAGUAUGGCUUGCAUUGCUUCCUCGGCCGUCAUUAUUCGUAUACCCUUUGUUCAUACCUUUAACGAUCCGGACUUUCUGUACGCAACGGUUGAAAUCGCCCUCUGGUCCAAUAUCGAAGUUGGUCUAGGUAUCACGGCUGGAAGUCUCGCUACCCUUCGUCCACUCCUCCGUCACUGGCUCGGUUCUCGAACCGAUCCCACAUAUCCCUCUCCCUUUCCCGGUCGUUCCGGAUCGCGACUUCCCGGUGGUGCCAGUCACGAUCGACCUUUUCCGUUGGGGUCGCUGGAUGAGAGCGUCCAGAACCGACUCCGGCCGGAUAAGUUAGCGGUUACGGUGACAACAGUGCAAAGUCAGGACCACAAUGGCUCGUGGCAUGGAGGAUCGAGUCCGAAUAGUAGCGAAGAACGCUUGACGGCCCAGGGCUCCCCUGCAUUGCCGGCGGUAGGGGGUGAGAUGGGUUUGGGCAUUCAUCGGACAUUCGAAGUCACGCAGACGAGUACCUCGCAGACGGUGAGGGAACACUUCUAG